AUGACCACGAUAAUGAGCGCCGCGCCCUCGAGGUGGAGCGGCAAGAGACAGAGCGUGUUCAAAUCGGUCUUUGACUCCGAAAUCUCGCAACCCGCUCCUCAUUCGACACCUUCUCAGACGUUGAAGUCGCAGGGAGAGCCAUUUGGCGGCGCACCAUCACCACCACCACACCGUCAAUCACCCUCUCGCCUGCACUUCCCCGGUAAUGGCAAGCAUUCGGACAUCCACGCUUCGCCUUCAUCACGGCGCCCAAAAUCCCAUUCUUCCAUGCAGACCAGCGAUCAAGUCCGGUGGGACCAAGCAUGGCACAUAGUGACGAGUCGUAUUCAACUUCCCCCGUCGGUGGCCGCUGAGGACUCGUUUGGCACUCUGGCUCCAGAAUCCCAGGACUACGACGCAGACUUUUAUGACAGUCUUAAGCUGGUGCUCCAUCCAGGGGAGCAUGUCGAGCACGCCGCUGUUACCGAGGACAUUCUUUCCUGGCAUACCCAGCAGGUUCGCCACCAUUUCGCCCAACAUGUCCUCCCCCUACUUUCCGCAUGCAACACGUACGGUGACCAGGCACAGGUACUUCUAGGAAGCAUCCAUACUCUGGAAGCAGCUCACCGCCAGUAUCUCUACGGGUUGUCUCUUAUCGUGCGGGGUCUCGAUAAUAAGCAUGCAGAUAUCGCCGUCGACAAGUUCCGGCGUGAUUUACACGCAGUCAUCGGCAACUCCAUGUCGCAGGCGCUUAUGGAGUCCCUCCGAGCUGUUCUAAGUCGCUUGAUGAGGGUAGUUCUGGGCAUGCAGACCACGCAAUCUCCCCCCGGAGAAUCUCGGGAAACCGACCUCGAAGGAGACAGCCAGGCAGCAGCUGGAGCGACAGCGGCAGCGCGGCAAGAGCUCCUGCAACUGAUUGAGGCACUGCACAAAGUAGGCCUAGCAGGGGAGAGGUUCCAGGUCCUGUUAGCCGAACUCAUGGACGCCAUGAUGGUGGAGCACAUCAGAACGUCAUUCGCGGGCGCCUGGACGCAGUCGAAAUCAGAUGGCGGCAAGGAUGCUCCGCGCGCCUCGUCUGUGCCUCGCGCCACCAAACUUGGCACACCUUCACGCUGCAUUACUGCACUAUGCAGCUGGGUUGAAAACCACUACUCGCGGCUAGCAGUCGAGGUAUUUGCUCGCCUCGGCAGCGGGGACAUUGCUUGGACCGAUGUCGAAAAGUGGAAGGAGAUUGCCGUUGGACGGUUGGCAGUUAUGCGUAUCCAUGAACUCUUCGACAUCGUUCUCCGAUGGCCACAGAGUAGAGGCGCUCUUGACGACCUCCGAAUGGCAAUCACAACGCCGCAAAGACGGCUACAACUGACGGACACGUUUUCAGCAGCGUUACAGAAACGGUUGUUGCAUCCCGGACGGUCGACAUUGGACAUACUCCGCGUGUACAUUUCCAUGAUCAGGACCUUCCAUGCUCUGGACCAUUCCAAAGUCCUAUUGGACCGUGUGGUACAUUCGCUGCAGCUUUACUUAUGCCAGAGAGAUGAUGCCAUUCCGAUCGUAGUGACAGGACUACUAUCGAAUCCGGACGACCCAAAUGCCGAGACAGGCAAUAUCAAGCUUGUUGAGCUCGCCAUUCUUCUCAAUGAUCCGUCACAGCAGAGACGGCCUGCCGUGGACGAUGAGGAACUGGACUGGGACGAUAUGGAAUGGAUUCCUGAUCCCGUUGAUGCCGGAGUCAACUACAAGCGGCCCAAAUCAGAGGACGUCAUCGGGACCUUGAUUAGCGCUUUGGGCUCUCAGGAUAUCUUCAUCAAGGAGUUCCAGAACAUUAUCGCAGAAAGAUUGCUGUCUACACAGGUCGAGUUCAGCCAAGAGAUUCGUGUGCUCAAUCUACUGAAGAAGCGGUUUGGAGAUAAUGCCUUGCAAAACUGCGACGUCAUGAUCAAGGACAUCCAAGACUCGAAGAAAGUUGACUCCAUCAUCUCCAAGACGAUCAGGACAGGCUAUCUCGGUGGCCCCGUCCGAAAGGCUCACAACGCUCCGUCCUACCAUACCAAGAUUCUUUCUCGGCUCUUCUGGCCAACUAUGGACAGAGAGCAUUUCAUCUUGCCAGGGCCUGUCACCGAGGGUCAAGGGCAGUAUGAAGGCGAGUUCGAGCGCCUCAAGUCUAACCGUAAGCUGACAUGGCUCAACAAUCUUGGCAAUGCCACCGUCAACCUCGAACUUGAAGACAGAACAGUUGAGAAGGAGUGCAAGACGUACGAAGCCGUUGUCAUCUAUGCUUUCCAAGAAGAUGAAACCUACAGCGGGCCGCUUCCCGUACGUCGCAAAGUUGACCAGCUUGAGGACAUACUACAAAUGGAUGACGAUCUGAUUCGCUCCGCUCUCUCGUUCUGGGUCGGUCAGCGUGUCCUCCGCGAGAUCGAGUCGGGCACCUUUAUCGUCAUUGAGAAGCUAGAUGACAAUGCCGACGAUGGAGGGAAGCCACCUGGACCUGGCCCCGAUGAUGCUCCGGCGCCCGAAUCAGGCGAUAUCUCGCCCAAGAAGCCUGGCGCCUUAGAUGCUAAGGAGAAGGAACGUCGACAGGUGUACUGGCAGUUCAUUGUCGGCAUGCUUACCAACUCGAGUCCAGCUAUGCCACUGGGCCAAAUCGCCAUGAUGAUGAAGAUGUUGAUAGCGGACGGUUUCCCAUGGAGCAACGAGGAGCUGCAGGAGUUUCUUGCGGAAAAGAUGGCGAUGGAAGAAUUGGAGCUGGUCGGUGGAAAGUACCGACUGCCAAAAAAAUGA
This is a messenger RNA of Colletotrichum orchidophilum, 2760 nucleotides long. Its product is annotated as Cullin family protein. The transcript has a single exon. Bases 1 to 2760 code for a protein of 919 amino acids. Gene Ontology annotation, biological process: ubiquitin-dependent protein catabolic process. Gene Ontology annotation, molecular function: ubiquitin protein ligase binding. NCBI's taxonomy places the organism in Eukaryota, Fungi, Ascomycota, Sordariomycetes, Glomerellales, Glomerellaceae. Gene Ontology annotation, cellular component: anaphase-promoting complex. The record is from RefSeq and is a predicted model, not a curated record.